Impatiens glandulifera is the source of this 1382-nucleotide messenger RNA. Its product is annotated as serine/threonine-protein phosphatase PP2A catalytic subunit-like. The transcript has 11 exons. The coding region runs from base 156 to 1100 and encodes 314 amino acids. Gene Ontology annotation, cellular component: cytosol. Gene Ontology annotation, molecular function: protein serine/threonine phosphatase activity. The record is from RefSeq and is a predicted model, not a curated record. Gene Ontology annotation, biological process: peptidyl-serine dephosphorylation; mitotic cell cycle. NCBI's taxonomy places the organism in Eukaryota, Viridiplantae, Streptophyta, Magnoliopsida, Ericales, Balsaminaceae.
CCGCCAGAGGUUUUCAACUUUUCUAUCAGAGAGAGAGAGAGAGAGAGUGAAUGAGUUAAGUGGAACGGGGAAGAACAUCGUUAAGAUCAAGGAAUCGAAGAGAUCUUGAUCCGCUUUCUUGAGAAGUUGAAGAAUUAGGAAGAAGGAGGUUGAAGAUGAGCUUCGAUCCGACUCCUUCGAGUACUACUCAUGGCAGCCUUGACGAACAGAUUUCUCAGCUUAUGCAGUGCAAGCCUUUGUCGGAGCAAGAGGUUAGGGGGCUGUGCGAGAAAGCGAAGGAGAUCCUAAUGGUUGAAAGCAAUGUUCAGCCUGUGAAAAGCCCUGUAACAAUUUGUGGGGAUAUUCAUGGACAAUUCCAUGAUCUAGCGGAGCUCUUUCGAAUUGGUGGAAAGUGCCCAGACACAAACUACUUGUUUAUGGGAGAUUAUGUUGAUCGUGGCUACUAUUCAGUUGAAACCGUAACAUUUCUUGUGGCCCUAAAGGUGCGUUAUCCUCAACGGAUUACUAUUCUACGGGGAAAUCAUGAGAGCCGACAGAUUACUCAAGUUUAUGGAUUUUAUGAUGAAUGUCUGAGGAAAUACGGAAAUGCCAGUGUCUGGAAGACCUUUACCGAUCUUUUUGAUUAUUUUCCCCUUACAGCAUUGGUGGAAUCGGAAAUAUUUUGUUUACAUGGUGGAUUAUCCCCUUCCAUUGAAACACUUGACAACAUACGAAAUUUUGACCGUGUUCAAGAGGUUCCUCACGAGGGACCAAUGUGCGAUCUUUUAUGGUCUGAUCCUGAUGACCGUUGCGGUUGGGGUAUCUCCCCUAGGGGUGCGGGAUAUACUUUUGGCCAGGACAUAUCUGAGCAGUUCAAUCAUACCAAUGGAUUAAAGCUGAUUGCUAGAGCCCAUCAAUUAGUUAUGGAGGGAUUUAACUGGGCUCAUGAGCAAAAGGUUGUUACCAUUUUCAGCGCCCCUAAUUAUUGUUAUCGUUGUGGUAAUAUGGCAUCGAUCCUCGAAGUUGAUGACUGCAAUGGUCACACUUUUAUUCAGUUUGAACCUGCACCUAGGAGGGGAGAACCAGAUGUGACCCGAAGAACACCAGAUUAUUUCCUGUGAAAUUGUAGAAUGAUGGUUUUAAAGGGGAAAGAAAGUGUGUUAUUUUUCGAUGAUUGAUCGAUGGAGAAUGAUAUGUGUAUAGGCUGAUUCUUUGUUUUCUCCAUAGAAGAUGAAAAGAAACCUACAGAAGAGGCUGAUUGAUCACAAAAUUAUUACUUCACUUGUUUUGUUGUUGUAGAUGGAAAUAAUUUAUUUUUGUAUGCAUUAUAAUACUCUGAUAUAAUGAUAUUUGAUGACUUUGAUUGAAUACCACUAUGAUUUUUAAUGGAAAUUGAUUAACUG